Molecule: messenger RNA, 1808 nt
Organism: Cuscuta epithymum
Lineage: Eukaryota; Viridiplantae; Streptophyta; Magnoliopsida; Solanales; Convolvulaceae
Source: the annotation of a GenBank genome assembly
GCAAAUUAAAACAACUGGCGAGGGCGAAAUUCCCUGGAGUUGAGUGUUGAUCACCAACCAACCAGCAUUUGGGGGGUGGGAAUUUGUUUGUACUACUCCACUCCGUAUAAUAAUGUGGAAACCCAUAUCCAUGGAUCAUCGCCAUCCAAUUCAUUCAUCCGCGCGGCGGUGAGUGAAUGGAAUGGAGUGGUGGUUGAAUGUGGUGGUGUUGACGUGGUUGGUGGUGGGGGCAGAUGGGUUUGUGGGGGUGUAUUGGGGGCGAUUUGCGACCCAGAGCAUGGUGCCCUCAAUGGCGGUGGAUUUGCUUCUGCAGAAUGGGAUUUCGGAGAUCCGGCUGUACGCGCCGUCGCCGAACGUGCUGACGGCGCUGGAGGACAGCUCCUUGGGCGUCACCGUCACCGUACCCAACGAUUUCGUGAGGAGGAUGAAAUGGAGCAAUCUCCGCAACAUCCGCGACUGGAUCGCUGAACUCAUUGCCGUGCCCCUUCAAAGAGGGGUCAACAUUAAGACAAUAAUCGUUCUUGAUGAACCAUUCCUUCGCAUCUCAGGGCUACAACCAAUUUCGAAUGCAACCAAAGUGUUCAGGGAAACAGUGGAGUGUCUACAUAGCACAAACCUGUCACAUAUAAGAACAACCACUUCCCACUUCACAGAUAUAUUGAAAAGUGUGAAGAAGCCAUCCGAAGCCGAUUUUCAGGACGAUAUCAAGGACGAGAUGCUAGAUUACCUGAGCCUGUUCAACAGCACCAAUUCCUUUUUCACGUACGAUAUCUACCCGAUCUUCUCAUCCCAAGCCAACAACUGGCCCAUCGAAUUUGCUUUCAUGGACAACAAGUCCAACUUUAGCAUUGUAGACGGGCAAUACACGUACACGAAUGCCUUUGAGUUCAUGUUUGAUGCGCUUGUUGUUGCCAUUGAAAAGGCAGGGUACCCGAACAUGGAAAUCGUGAUCGGACAAGUUGGGUGGCCCACAGACGGGGCUAAAGACGCGAAUGUUACUAACGCAGAAAGAUUUUACCGCACUUUUCUCAAGCAUAUAGUGGAGAAAAAGGGAACCCCGAGACGACCAAACACCAACAUAGACGUGUUCCUUGCCACAUUGACCGAUGAGAACAAGAUUCCCCUAGUUUAUGGGAACUACCAACGCCGAAGGGGAAUCUACAACUAUGACGGGACACCGAAAUUCAAGAUUGAUUUCUCUGGGCAGGGGCGGGACAUCUACCCGUGGGCGGCCAAGGGGAUGGUGAAAAUGCCUUCGCGCUGGUGCAUAUUCAAUGGGGACCAAAGCAAUUUGAGUAAGGUGGAUGAGCAGGUGAAGUUUGCCUGUAACAAAUCUGACUGCUCCUCUCUCUACUUUGGUUCCUCCUGUGGCAACCUUAACUACACCUGGAAUGCCUCCUAUGCCUUCAACAUGUAUUACCAGUCCAACAACCAGGAGCUGGAAAAUGGGGCUUGCAAUUUUGCAGGCUUGGGCGCGUUGACUCCGUUUGACCCCUCGGUGGGUACUUGUACCUUCCCGGUCGAGAUUUUGACGGCUGAGAAGGUCGAUGGUGGCGUACAAAUGCUCAACUAUGUUGGCUAUGCGCAAUCUGGUGGCGCAUCUUAUAAUUACCCAGCAUUGGAGAUCGUCAUUUCAAUUGCUCUUCCAUUCUUUUCCUGUCUAUUUCUUUUCAUCAAACACAUGCAUUAAUUCUAGUCAUGCAUUUUUAUGACUAGCUACUCUCCCAUGUUAUUGUACUAAAUGCAUGUUUUUGCACUUCCUGCAUAACAAUGUCAAUUCUCAACUUUCACAGUCAGGCAGGGUUCUG